AAAUACAAAAUAGCCUCAGUCAAAACUAUUAUACAAAUCUUAAAAUGAGGCCUGGUUUUUAAUGAGAAAUUAGGGACACCUCUUUCGAACACUUUGGCUUUCUAAAUUUCGUAUCUAAAUUCAAAAUUCCUCUAAAAAAAUAAAGAGAUGAACCAAUUUGCAUUAAACCGCGUUCUAGCUACUCAGGUUCGUGAGGACUGGGGGCCGGAGGAAAAAGCCACGGCCAGGCUGGCGCAGAUGGGUAAGAGGCUCAGGACCGCAGCUAGGCAUGCACCACUGUCUGUACCAUCAACAACAACUUAUCAAUAUCAAACGCGGCUACCCGAUACCCGAAAGACCUACGAAAACAUGAUGGACCGGAUACACAUGACCAUGAAGUCUGUGAGACCCCCACGCAGGCCACGGCCAAUCGCCCCACCGCCUGUAGUUGAAGCUCCGGUUGCCCCGCCACCUCCACUGCCGACAAAACGCAAGCGCAGCAAAUCCAGGCGAAUCAAGGGUGGUGGCAACUCCUCGAGGGCAGCUAGUACGUCGGUCUUCGGCAACAGGAUCAAUCCUUUAACCGUCAGUAAGGCGCAGCGGGUAGUAAGGCAAAGCAUGAGCGAUAUUGGCCAAAAGUGUUUCAAUCAGCGCAAUCGCAUCCGGGAGGUUAUACAGCAGAAGAGCGUACUGGAAACCAUGUUGCAGCAGCACAAGAAGUUGCAGAGGGAUCGCCAGAUCAUUGCCUUAGAUAUUCAACGUAUGCGGGCAGAUCUGGAUAGGAUUCGCAAUAAGUUGGACACUUCGCUGCAGAAUUUAAACUCCACCCGCACACUUUUCAGUGUACAGCCCACCAAGAGGAGCUCGGGCAAAAACACCAUACAAAAGAAAUCUUCACACAGUGUGGGUCCCAGACGAUCCUCCGGGUCGCGAAAAUUUAGGGGCAAAUCUAAAAGUUCCAAUUCUGUGCCCCUAAACAUUAACAAGUCAUCUGCCGUCAAGCGCCGAUCGAACUGAAAUACGGUUAACAAAAAUAUUAAAUAAGAGGUACAGCGUAUAGAAAAAUAAAUUAAA
This is a messenger RNA of Drosophila bipectinata, 1053 nucleotides long. RefSeq lists its product as uncharacterized. The record is from RefSeq and is a predicted model, not a curated record. NCBI's taxonomy places the organism in Eukaryota, Metazoa, Arthropoda, Insecta, Diptera, Drosophilidae.